Cephus cinctus (wheat stem sawfly) is the source of this 794-nucleotide messenger RNA. RefSeq names its product iron-sulfur cluster assembly enzyme ISCU, mitochondrial (gene IscU). The transcript is spliced from 4 exons. Gene Ontology annotation, biological process: iron-sulfur cluster assembly; intracellular iron ion homeostasis. The record is from RefSeq and is a predicted model, not a curated record. Lineage: Eukaryota; Metazoa; Arthropoda; Insecta; Hymenoptera; Cephidae. The coding region runs from base 100 to 597 and encodes 165 amino acids. Gene Ontology annotation, cellular component: cytoplasm; mitochondrial matrix. Gene Ontology annotation, molecular function: 2 iron, 2 sulfur cluster binding; ferrous iron binding.
UGUUUAUAAAUUUCGACUGUAUUAUUUCUGAUCACUUUUGUGCGUGCUUGCAGGUUUUUUCGUUCUCUGACAAAUAUAAGAGUUCGGUAAUAAUAAAAAAUGGCUCUGUUUCGAGUUUUGCCAGCAAAACUUUCUGGGAUGCCCAAAAACGUUUUUCGAAGCGUUCCAUCCGUGUCCUAUCAUCCUAACGUCUUGGACCACUAUGAAAAUCCUAGAAAUGUUGGAUCGCUAGAUAAAGAUGACAAGCAAGUGGGUACUGGUUUGGUUGGUGCACCAGCAUGUGGAGAUGUUAUGAAACUACAGAUCAAAGUUGAUGAGAAUGGAAAAAUCAUUGAUGCGAAGUUUAAAACAUUUGGCUGUGGCUCAGCGAUUGCUUCAAGUUCUCUUGCUACUGAAUGGGUUAAGGGUAAAACUGUUGAUCAAGCCCUAAAACUGAAAAAUACAGACAUUGCUAAAGAGCUGUGCCUACCGCCUGUCAAGCUUCAUUGUUCAAUGCUUGCAGAGGAUGCUAUCAAGGCAGCUCUCUCUGACUAUCGCAUCAAACAGCAGCCAAAGGGAAAGAAUAUAAAUGAGGAGACAGCUGAAGCAAAAACUUAGCCAGUGAUAUAAAUAUAUAGUGAAACAAAAGUAGUUUCAAGAAAUGCUGCACUGUGCACUUUGUAAAAUAUAAUGAUUUAUAUAUUUCUUAGAAGUCGUAGGUGCUUGUAACCUAGAGGGUCACGAGUGAGAUAAAUUAUUUGACAAAAGGUAUAAUCGUAAUGGACUGAAUUAAUAAAUGUACUGUAUUAGACUGA